Molecule: messenger RNA, 1986 nt
Organism: Salvia splendens (bonfire salvia)
Lineage: Eukaryota; Viridiplantae; Streptophyta; Magnoliopsida; Lamiales; Lamiaceae
Product: aluminum-activated malate transporter 5
Exons: 6
Coding region: 150-1820 (556 amino acids)
Biological process (GO): malate transport
Source: RefSeq, a predicted model, not a curated record
UACAUCCGUACAACAAAUAUAGAUUGGAAGACAGCAACAGUCGUAACUUGAGAACUUUCCCAACCGCCCUACACAUAAACUCCAUUAGUUAACUCGUGUGCAAGGAGAAAAGGGAAUAUUACAAGUUAAAGUUGUCGCAACGAAGAAAAAUGGCUGGUAAUUUGGGGUCGCUGAGACAGAGUUUUUUAGAGAGAGGGAGAGAGCGGCUGCUGUCGGGAAAGUACUAUUCGGAGGUGGAACAUGAGGGCCGGCUUUUGGAGAGCUUGUGGAGGAGCCUGGUAGAUAUUUGGGUUAGCGCGUAUGAUAUGGGAAGAUCUGACCCAAGAAAAGCGAUGUUCGCUGCUAAAAUGGGCUGCGCUCUCUCUGUGGUUUCUCUCCUCAUCUUCUUCAACGAGCCCUCCACUUAUAUCACCAAGCAUUCCAUCUGGGCCAUCCUCACCGUCAUCGUUGUCUUCGAGUUCAGUAUAGGGGCGACGUUGAACAAAGGGUUUAAUCGAGCGUUGGGGACUUUCUCUGCUGGUGCACUGUCUUUAGGGAUUGCAGAAUUGGCCAAGCUUUCUGGUUUAUUUUCAGAAGUUGUGAUAGUCAUCUGUAUAUUUGUUGCAGGUUUCUUGUGUAGUUAUUUGAAACAGCAUCCGGCUGUGAAGCAGUACGAAUAUGGAUUUCGGGUGUUCAUGCUGACGUUUUGCAUCGUGCUGGUGUCUGAUCCAUUGGAGUUUGUUCAGACUGCUGUUUCCAGAUUGGUGCUGAUUACAGUUGGUGCUGCUGUUUGUUUGGUCAUGAAUGUAUGCAUUUUCCCUAUUUGGUCUGGUGAAGAUUUGCACAAGCUGGUCGUCAAGAACAUUAAAGGGGUCGCCACGUCUUUGGAAGGUUGUGUGAAUAUGUACUUGCAAUGUGUUGAGUAUGAGAGAGUACCAUCAAAAAUCCUAGUCUACCAGGCUUCUGAUGAUCCUCUUUACAACGGCUAUAGAGCUGCUGUGGAGUCCACUAGCCAAGAGGAGGCUCUGUUGGGGUUCGCUAUAUGGGAACCACCUCAUGGCCGGUAUAAAAUGCUGAACUAUCCUUGGAGCGAAUUCGUAAAAGUCAGUGGUGCUCUGAGGCACUGUGCUUUCAUGGUGAUGGCGAUGCACGGCUGUAUUCUUUCAGAAAUACAGGCACCUUCUGAACUAAGACAAGUUUUCAAGGAUGGUAUUCAAAGAGUUGGCAUCCAAGGAGCUAAAGUUCUGACUAUGCUUAGUGAAAAAGUCGAAAACAUGGAAAAAUUGAGUUCACAAGAUCCUCUUGCAGAUAUUCAUGAUGCUGCUGAGAAUUUGCAGAUGAUGAUCGACCAGAGAUCCUAUCUUUUAGUAAACGCAGAUAGUUGGGAGGGCGUCAGACGGCCUGGGAGUCUCAACCCAGAGACGAUUCGGGAACUGAGAGAGAAAGAAAACAAGCCCUUCUUGAUAAAGUCACUCGGCUCAAUCAAGCAGCAAACGCUUCGAAACUACGAUGCAGUUACUGCAAACAAUGUGGAUUCUGAAGAGGACGUCUUUAAGCAGCAGACAAUGUGGCCUUCGCGCCUCUCUCUCUCAGACCUCAACGAACGCGAAAUUCAGACAUAUGAAAGCGCGAGUGCAUUGUCUCUUGCAACUUUUACCUCUUUGUUGAUCGAGUUUGUUGCCAGGCUUCAGAACCUGAUUCACUCAUUCGAGGAGCUCAGCGAGAAGGCUGAGUUCAGGGAGCCGGUUGAGACAACGGAAAAGCAAACGAGCUGUGGUUUCUGCUCCGGAGUGCUCAAAUGCUUGGGCUGCAGAACUAAUGAGGUCCAAGAACUUGUAUGAUGAUCAAGUGAUAUGGUUGUAGUUCGUUACCAGAAACAAUCAGAUAUAUGUAAAGCAAUAUUGUGACAUAUGGCCAUAAUACAGCUAGCUUUAGGGUGAAUUAUUCCCAUAUAAAUGUAAGCUUUUGAUAGAAUUAAGUAACUAGAAUGAGGUCUGUAUAUUCCAA